ACGUCUGGGUGUUUUAUUAAUUUUUCAUAAAUAAAAAUUAAAACUAAAUGAGCACAAAGUGACACAAUGUUUGUACUCUACGAAACGCCGGCGGGCUACGCCAUUUUCAAGCUGAUGGAUGAAAAGAAGCUCGAACAGGUCGAUAAUCUGUACUUGGAAUUCGAGACUCCGGAGAAGGCGAACAAAUUGCUGAAAUUGAAGCAUUUUGAGAAAUUCAACGACACCACAGAGGCGCUGGCCGCCGCCACGGCAGCGGUCGAAGGCAAGGUAGCCAAGCCCCUCAAGAAAACGCUGAAAAAGUUGCUAAUCGACGAAGUGCAGUCGCCCUUGCUCGUGGCCGAUGCCAAACUGGGAACAGCCAUCAAGGACAAGCUAUCGGUGCAGUGUGUGUACAACACUGGCGUCCAGGAGCUGAUGCGUUGCAUCCGCCAGCAGGCGGACAGUCUGCUGGGCGGUCUGCCCAAGAAGGAGAUGACGGCCAUGGCCCUGGGUCUGGCGCACUCUCUGUCACGCUACAAGCUGAAGUUUUCGCCCGACAAAAUCGAUACCAUGAUUGUGCAGGCCCAGUGUCUGCUCGAUGAUCUGGACAAGGAGCUGAACAACUAUAUGAUGAGGGCCAGGGAAUGGUACGGCUGGCACUUUCCCGAGCUGGGAAAGAUCAUAACCGACAAUGUUGCCUUUGUGAAGACCAUUAAGCUGGUGGGCACCAGGGACAAUAUGGCGGCCGCCGACUUGUCCGAUAUCCUACCCGAAGACGUUGAGGAGAAGGUGAAGGAGGCAGCCGAAAUCUCGAUGGGCACUGAGAUCUCCGAGGAGGAUGUCCUGAACAUUCAGUGCUUGUGCGAUGAGAUUAUCUCCAUCAACGACUAUCGCACGCAUUUGUACGACUACCUCAAGGCACGCAUGAUGGCCAUGGCACCCAAUCUUACGGUGCUGGUCGGCGACACAGUCGGUGCCCGUCUCAUUGCCCAUGCCGGUUCGUUAAUCAACCUGGCCAAGCAUCCCUCAUCAACAGUACAAAUUCUGGGCGCCGAAAAGGCCCUCUUCCGUGCCCUCAAAACCAAAAAGGACACCCCCAAAUAUGGUCUUAUCUAUCACGCCCAGCUGGUGGGACAGGCGAGCCAAAAGAACAAGGGAAAAAUGUCACGUUCGCUGGCGGCCAAAGCAUCGCUGGCCACCCGCGUGGAUGCCUUCGGUGAGGAGGCGACCUUUGAGCUCGGUGCGGCGCACAAGGUGAAGCUGGAGGCUCGUCUUCGCCUACUGGAGGAGGGCAAUCUGCGAAAGUUGUCUGGCACGGGCAAGGCCAAGGCCAAGUUUGAGAAAUAUCAAGCCAAGAGUGAGGUGUUCACGUAUCAACCCGAGGCGGAUAACACAUUAAAUGUGAAGAAACGCAAACACUCGGAGGCCGAAGAAGAGGAGAGCACACCAGUCAAGAAGGAGGUCAAGGAGGAGCCAGCCGAAGAGGAGGCGGAACUAAAGUCCGAGAAGAAGAAAAAGAAGAAGAAGAAGCAAAAGGAUGAAGAGGCACCCGAGGAGGAGCCCAAGCCUGAGCCCGAGCCCGAAGAGGCACCAACUCCAGCCAAGAAAAAGAAAAAGUCCAAGAAGGAGCAGCAGGAAUAAAGACUCUUGGCUCUUUGAGGGGGGAUAGUUUUUAGGCUCUUAACUUGUAGCAUUUCAUUAUACAUUAGGAGAACAGUAAUAUAUAAUUAUCAGCCAGAGUAAAGUU
Messenger RNA from Drosophila persimilis, 1726 nucleotides. It is a transcript of the gene nop5, whose product is annotated as nucleolar protein 58. Lineage: Eukaryota; Metazoa; Arthropoda; Insecta; Diptera; Drosophilidae. Gene Ontology annotation, cellular component: box C/D methylation guide snoRNP complex; small-subunit processome. The record is from RefSeq and is a predicted model, not a curated record. The transcript is spliced from 2 exons. Gene Ontology annotation, molecular function: snoRNA binding. Bases 67 to 1620 code for a protein of 517 amino acids.